UUUUUUUUAUUUUGUAUGUGUUUUUUCUUCUAAGCCAAAAUAAAACAUCAUAUUUUCAGUUUAAAGUUUUCAGUCUUUAUUGUAGAUAAAGCUGGACACAGUGUGCAAGAUAGAUAAGCAGCAGAGAUAAUUAAAUAACCUGUAUUUUAACCCAACUUAUAUCAGCAUUGUGACUAAAAAUAAAUCUUGAAAUAUCUCUCAUGACCUCAUCCAUUACAUAGUUAUGGUGAUAAAAUUCAAAAUGGUCUCCUUGUUGAAGAGUUUGGAGAAAUUCUAAAGUUUAUCAGCUGUGUCAAGUAGCAAACUAGUUUUUGUAAGAGUAGGUGAACAUUUGACAUGGCAGUUAAAUGAAUCGUUAUGUUUUAAUGACUCACGAACAUGUCAGACAUAAAUGAGACCAGGCCCUUACUUGGAGUACGUGUAAAUUCACAAGCUUCAUCAUCAUCUCGUAGAAUAAGCAAUGGCAUAAACGGGUCACCACUUCGACGGAAUUUGAGCCAGGAUGUGCCAGCACGGGAUUAUGUUGCGCCAUCAAACAGCUGGCAUGUCCACUGGGCUCUCUUCACCAUUCUCAUGUCCGUCGUGCUUGAGAAAAUCAGUUUCUACGGGCUGACUGGAAAUUUGGUUCUGUUCCUCAACAUGGCGCCCUUCCAGUGGGAAUCAUACCACGCCAUGAAUGCACUGCUCGUGUUCUAUGGAAUAACCUACAUUGUUUCUCUCAUUGGUGGGUGGGUGGCUGAUUCAUGCCUUGGGCGCUACAAAGCCAUGUUGUUUGCCUUCCUCAUCUACAUGAGCGGUCACAUCCUCCUGCCUUUUGUCGCAGAGACGGAUGAUAUAAUUUUUUACAACUUGACAAACACCACAGAUGGAGAUAGUGCAGCCUUACCUAAAGUGUGCAUCAAUCGGAUACCUAGGACUGGGGAUAUUGGCAACCCAUUCCAGGAAAAUUGUUCCUGGUUGAUUUAUGUCACUUUGAUUAUAAUUGGUAUAGGGGCUGGUUCCAUGAAGUCCAGCAUAUGUCCUUUUGGAUCUGAGCAGCUUUCCAGGGCUAACCAGCAGACACAGCUUAGUUUUUUUAACUGGUUCUACUGGUGUGUAAAUAUUGGCAGUUUUAUAGGGCUGGGGGCUGUGGCAUACAUACAGCAGCAGCACAGCUUUCAGAUUGGCUACAUCAUUGGUACAGUCACUCUUGGCUGUUCUUUUCUGGUUUUUAUCAUGGGUCGAUGCUGCUAUGUGAUUCGUCCACCAGAUGGCAGUGUACUGACCAACAUUUUCAGGAUACUCAAAGAAGCCUGGAAGAGGAAGCGCCAAAGAAAGCAGCUCUUGCUGCUAAACAAAAAAUCCAUUUUAGAGGGCAGAUCUCAUGGAGCAGUAGAGGCCAUCACCGGUACAGAAGAAAAGAUCAGUUUUCUUGACCAUGCCAAGCUCAGACAUGGAGGAAUAUUUCAUAACUCUCUUGUGGAUGAUGUUAAAAAACUUGGGAUGAUUCUUGCUGUUUUUGCUGUCCUCAUUCCCUAUUGGUUGGUGUACUUUCAGAUGCAAACGACAUUUCUAUUUCAAGGCCUUCACAUGAAUCUUGGAUUCUCAAAAAAUUCCACAUCUGACAGUCCAGUGAUUGUUGCCGCUUGGUUCAGCCUUUUUGACGCAAUAUUUGUCAUUAUCCUGUUGCCACUGUUUGAUCGAGUGAUCUACCCACGCAUGGCUAAAGCUGGCUACCCCUUUUCAUUCACCAAGCGCAUUGUCAUUGGCAUGCUGUUUGCAAUGGCUGCCAUGAUUGUGGCCGGAGUUGUUGAACAUUUCAGGCUGCAGAGUUUUUGGUCAGGUGGUGAUGGUCCCUGUGGCAACUCAUCAAUUCGCCAGGUCAUAGGCAACACAACAUAUUUUGCUGCGGAAAUGUCAGUAUUUUGGCAGAUACCCCAAUAUGCCUUGAUUGGUAUCAGUGAAGUUUUUGCCAGUGUUGCUUGUCUACAGUUCACAGUUACCCUUGCGCCCAAGUCCAUGAAAGCAAUCAUCACAGGCUUGUACUAUUUCUUCUCCGGGAUCGGAAGCUUGAUGGGGACGGCCAUCUUGACCACUCUGGCCUCGUCUAAAACCUGGUUCUACAAGUACAACUUUGGCAACAUCAACUGCCGGUACAGCUGCCCAGUUGACCCCACCAACCUCUCCAAACUGAAAGUCGUCUCCACGGGUGACUGCCACUUGGACUACUAUUUCUACAUGCUGGCAGGGGUCGACCUGGUGGCCAUCUUUUUGUUCCUUAUUGUGGCCUGGGUGUUCCAGCUCAGCGCUGACCAACUGGCGCUGACAGUCAAGACAAAGGAUGGACCAGGUGAGAAAGGUGGUCAGCAUAUUCAAAGACAGUCACUCGGAGCUAACAUCAGUUAGUUUUAAUUAAGCUUUAACAUGGACCAUAUAUAAGCCAGUUUAAAAAACAGGUAAUAUGUCUGCAUACACUAACCUUAAAAUAACAGUUAAAAUAAGCUAUAUAUUAGGUGCAUACAUUUAAAUGGCAAUUUUAGUUAAAAUAAGGCCGUGCAUAUGGAGCCUGACAAUAGCUAAAACAAGCUCUGACGUGUUGUUAUAUCUUGCUGUGGAAUGUGAAUUGAACUAGUUAUGCCUAGAGAUUCAGGCUUCCUUUGUUGUACAAUAAUUUUUUUUUUAUGUAUAAAUUGUAACAAAACAAUAUAUAACCAGUCAUAUAACUACUUAGUCCUAGAAAAUGUUCAAUAUUAAAUACAGGGUGUUUUAUUCUGCUCAGAUACCAAAAAG
This is a messenger RNA of Physella acuta, 2769 nucleotides long. Its product is annotated as solute carrier family 15 member 4. Gene Ontology annotation, cellular component: membrane. Gene Ontology annotation, biological process: transmembrane transport; oligopeptide transport. NCBI's taxonomy places the organism in Eukaryota, Metazoa, Mollusca, Gastropoda, Physidae. The record is from RefSeq and is a predicted model, not a curated record. Gene Ontology annotation, molecular function: transmembrane transporter activity.